AUGCAGCACUCCCAGAGCGACGUCGCGCUCGGCACAAACGGCAGUUGGGCCGACCUCAAAGUCGCGGAGGGCCUCAAGAGACGCUGCAACACGGCACAGAAUCUCCAGUUCUACGUCGAAGAGCAGAAGCGGCUGUACCACGAGCUGCCGUUCUCGGUCCUCCCGGGCAUGCGGCGGCAGUCGUUCCAGCGCGAGCGCAGCUCCUCGAGCCUCAAGACGCGCAGCUCCUGGGGCUCCUUCACGAACCUCGUGGCCCGGGGCGAAGACCAGCCGCUGCUGGGCGCAGACGACGAGUUCCCCGAGCCUGGCUACACGUUCCCGUUGCUCCUGAGCUGCGGCGUCGCGCUCAUGAGUGCGUUCCAGUUUGGCUACAACACGGGCGUGACGGGCGGCGUGAACCCCGACCUCAUCUUCCCCGGCCACUCGGACAUGCAGUGGGCCAUCUGCGUCUCGAUCUUUGCCAUUGGCGGCCCCAUUGGCUCGCUCACGGCCGGCCACAUGAGCACAGCCCUCGGGCGGAAGAAGGCGCUGCUCGUGGACUCGUUCCUCUUUAUCAUUGCAGGCGCCAUCAUGGCGCUCGCGGUCAACAUUUACGCCCUGAUCCUGGGCCGCUUCCUCGUCGGCUUUGCGUCCGGCACAGUCAGUGUGGUCGUGCCGCUGUACUUGGGCGAACUCGCGCCGCCGAACCUGCGGGGAGCGCUGGGGACCGGGUAUCAGCUGUUUAUGGUCAUUGGCGUCUUGGUCGCUGGGCUCUUGGCGUUCAGCUUCUCUGGCGAGAGCUACGGCCUCACGCAACCUGGUUGGCGCUUUUUGUUUGGCUUCACGGCCAUACCCGGCAUCUUGCAGCUCGCGCUGGCGUCGCUGCUCACGGAAAGUCCGCGGUGGCUGCUUACGAAGAACCGACCAAAGGAGGCGGCCGACAUCCUGCGUCGCUUGCGUGGCUCGAACGACGUGUACGAGGAAAUCGACAGCAUCUGCUCGGCCAGUGACAACGAAUCGGGUGCCAACACAGGCAUCUGGGCCGUGCUCACGGACAAGAGCGUGCGCUUCCCGCUCGUGGCAGCUGUCGUGCUGCAGAUAUCGCAGCAGUUUAGCGGCAUCAAUGCCGUCAUGUUUUACGCAAGCUCUUUCUUCAAGAACGUGGGCUUGAAGGACCCGUUGGUCGGGGCGACGCUGGUGUAUACGGUGAACGUGCUUGCCACUGGCGUUGCACUUGUGCUCAUGGACACGGCCGGUCGUCGACCGCUGCUGAUAUACUCUGCCUCGGGAAUGAUCGUCUCGAGCGUCGUGCUGACGCUGGGCUUGAUGGACGCACUUCCGUUUGCAAGCAUGGUCAGUGUGGGCGGUGUCAUGUGCUUUGUGUGGUUCUUUGAGAUCGGGUUGGGUCCGAUUCCGUGGUUGAUUGUCGCCGAGAUGUUCCCUGCCAAGCCGCGACCGACCGCCAUGAGCAUUGCCACGAUGGUGAACUGGUUGUGCAGCUUCCUGGUCGGGCUCAUGUUUCCGACCAUGCAAAGCAGUCUGGGCCAGUACACGUUUGUGCCGUUUGGCAUUUCGCUGUGCUUGGCGCUCGCCUUUAUCUUCAAGUACGUGCCGGAGACGAAGGGCAAGACCAUCCAAGAGAUCCAGGAGGAGCUCCAGUCGAAGCAGCAGUCCAUGAGAUGA
Messenger RNA from Hyaloperonospora brassicae, 1662 nucleotides. The record is from the annotation of a GenBank genome assembly. Lineage: Eukaryota; Oomycota; Peronosporomycetes; Peronosporales; Peronosporaceae.